AUGCGAGGGAAGAAUGCUCGGAAAAGACAAAAGAAAUUGACUUUUGGCUCGUGGAUUAACAACCUAGGAGAAGGUGCCCUCGAGUCUGUCAUGUCAGCGAAAAAGGAAGCCCAAAUCACCCUGCCACACUCAGUCUGUUCAGACCUGCAGACGUUUAGUUACCCUGAUAGGACGCAACUAUACAUGUUAGACCUUGUCUACCAAUUCUUCGCAGUCCUAAACCAAUCACUCUACCCGAUUGAGGUUUGCGUAGCAUUCGAUCCUGCGCCCUCAGUCUAUUUUGAGUAUCUUCAGAGAGAUGCACUUUUUCUCCACUCGGCGCUAUGGACUGCUCAGUCGUACUUUGACUGUAUUCAGGGGUUUCAGGUCUCGGAGAGAGCCCUAUUCCAUGAAUGCAAGGCUAUUAACCAGGUGCAGAAAAGAUUGAAUUAUCCUCAAACUGCUGUAAACGAUGCAACAAUUGCUGUGGUAGUAAAUUUCGUCUUGACAACGGCUCUUGUUGGACAUUUUUCCACGGCGAAAAAGCACAUGGCGGGGCUCUACCAGCUCUUGAAGCUUAGAGGUGGCCUAAGGCAGCUGAAAGGAAACAGUCAGCUGCAGAUCAAGAUUUGUCGGGCGGACCUUUCAGUUGCACUUCUCAAUGGAGAUAGACCACUUCUUCUCUCGGAUAGCAACAAUUGGAAGCCAUUUCUUGCAGAUGUUGCUGACACUGAAUUCUUGAAGAGACAUUUUCAGAGUUUUACGCUUGAUAGAAGAUUGGCGAAUACUGGUACCGAUCUUCGCAGGUUCUGUGAUUCAGCAAACAUGGCUUUUAUCACGUCCUCCAAAAUAGACGGUCCACUUUUUCAGGAGACUUUGAUCUCGGUUCAGUAUCGACUCAUAACCCUCAAAUUCAAUGAAAAUGGUGAUGAAAAGGAAGGAAGCCUGAAUGAGGCCUUUCGAUUAGCUCUUCUUGCUUUCUCAACCACAGUAUUUCUUCAGCUACGCGGGAUAAAAAUUCGCUUUUCCCUUCUCUCGGCUCAACUCAAAGAUGCGCUCCUUUCUCAAGUUGUCUGGGCUGACCUCCGAAAAAUGGAAACCGUCAGCCUUUGGGUUCUUUUUGUAGCUGCUAUUGUGGCAGUCACCGAUGAAGACGACGUAUGGCUUGUAUCACUCAUGAAUGAACGUCUUCGUGGGACUGAAAGCUUCAUCUCAUGGCAUAAAGUCCGAUCGAUUCUGAAAGAUUUCAUGUGGAUUGGCGAAAUACAUGAUGAAGACGGAAAAGCAGUAUAUAGUCGGAUGGUUCGGUAUGCAGCUGUUCACAAGGAUUCAAGUUCAGGGAUUGAUGUUGUAUUAUUGUAA
Talaromyces atroroseus is the source of this 1341-nucleotide messenger RNA. RefSeq lists its product as hypothetical. The transcript is spliced from 4 exons. Bases 1 to 1341 code for a protein of 446 amino acids. The record is from RefSeq and is a predicted model, not a curated record. NCBI's taxonomy places the organism in Eukaryota, Fungi, Ascomycota, Eurotiomycetes, Eurotiales, Trichocomaceae.